GUCAGUGAGCUUCUGUUGUUCACGCUCGCCUGAGAGCAGGAGCGCCUGUGACAGACAGUGGAGUGCAUUGAUUUAUGGUGUGGAGUCCCGUUUCUGGGUUUUUGGAGAACAAUUAUUGCGAGCAGACAAGAGCGCAUGAAGGUAGAGAAGAUGAAUGUGGAGGCUCUAAGCAGAGCAGAGCUGCUGUCUCUCCUGAGUAUUCUGGAGGGAGAACUGGAAGCUCAGGAUGUAGUGAUCCACACCCUAAGAGCCCAGCACAGAGAUGCUUUCAUCCAGGAGCGUUACGGUCAGUAUGACCUCAGCGAUCCAUUCCUGGCCCUACAGCGCGACAGCGAGGCCGCAGAGCGACAGAACACACACUCACAGCCUCAAGCACAUCUGCAAGGCCAGGCUGUGGGACCAAAUCCUCUGGCUGUGCUGAAACUGGUCAUGACUCACUGCAAGAGGAUGCAAGAGCGGAUGAUGGGACAGUUGGCUGCUGCAGAAAGCAGACACAGGAGGAUGUUAGCUGAUCUGCAGGAGGAGAAACGGCGGAAUGCUCAGGACUCUGCACGGCGGGCAGAUUUCACCUUCAUGCUGAAAACAGAAAGAGAUAAACUGCUCCAACAGCUGGAGGUGGAGUGUGCCACAGUCAAGCGGUUGGAGAAGGAACAGGCACAAGUGGUGGAUAAGGCGGAGGAGUCGCUGUCCCAGGAGCAGCAGCUCUCCUCAAAUCUGACACUGGAGCUCCAGAGGGCCAACAGCCAGGCUCAGGAAGAGGCUCAGAAAGUCUCGCAACUUCACGCAUUGCUGCAGGAAGAGACAAGCGCCCAGGAGAAACUCCAAGCGGUUCUGGAGAAUGAGAAGAGCAGGGCGGUCCAGCUGGAGGCUCGCUUGGAGAGGCAGCUGGCAGAGUUUGACGCAGAACGGGAGCAAAUGAAAGGCAGACUCAAAGUGGAGGAGGAGAAGAGAAAGGAGCUUGAGAAACAAGUGCAAGAGCUGAGGAAGAGCUUGGCUGAACAUCAAGGAUGUGAAGAGGAGAAGAAAAAGGAUGUGAUGGAGAUGAAUGAAUCGCCAUGUGAGCCAGUGAUGGUGUCCACCUUUGUUCAGACUGAGCCCGAUGGAAGGAUGAACGUCACUCCCAAAUCCCCUCUAGUGUCAAAGGUCAACGGCCUUAAUGCUCAUAAAGAGACAGACUCGUCAGCACAAGAGGGGAGAGGAGCAGAAAAUGGAGUGGAAAAUGGAAGUGUAGCACCUCUACAUUCACCUAUUCACCCCUAUCCUCACCCACACUCCCCCACAAGCACUGCCUCAUCCUCCCUGUCCUGCUCCCCCGUCACCUCCCCGGUUCUAGCUAAACGUCUGGGAAGCCCAGGUUUCCUACAGUCCGCCUAUCAAGCCGGAGUCAACCAGCGGUUCCAGGCUGCACGCCACAAGUUCCAGAGUCAGGCCGAGCUAGAGCAGCAGCAGCAGCAUGGCGGCCCCCUCUCCCCCAGAGACCUCUCCCCAACCACCUGCUCCACCCCUCCACCAGAGCACAGCACAGCAAAGCAGCUGGCCCGCAGCACCGUCACUCAGGUUCUGUCCCGCUUUACCAGCCAGCAGGCAGGAGUCAAGCUGGCUUCCAUCAGCAGCUCUCCGUUUGGCACAGAUUACCGCAGUCUAGCACCUUCGUCUCCAGGGGGGAGGUCGCCCUCUUCAGCGCCGUUAUCUCCAGGCUUUCGCUCCCCUCUCACUCCUCGCUCAGAGAAGACCCAUCCUCCUCCAAUUCCAGCCAAGAAACCAGGCAUGAGCCCGACCCCGGGUUCGCCAAGUCACUCAGCUCGGACCAGCCUGUUCCCAGAGCUGACUGGGAACUGUGGGCACAGCAACAGUGGGCAAGAUGGAACCAAGGAAUCAGACCUGCUUUUAUCCUCCAGCAGCUAAUGACCAGAUCAUACAAACUAUCAGAGCAAAAAGAAACUUUAACUUACAUUGUUGCUACUUUUUCACUGACUCGUAUACUCAGAAUCAUUCAUCAACACACCAAGAAGUCUAAGUAAAUGGUAAAUGGCCUGUAUUUGAUAUAGCGCCUUCUAGAGUCCUGGAACCCCCCCAAGGCACUUUACAACACAAUCAGUCAUUCACCCAUUCACACACACAUUCACACACUGGUGGGGAUGAGCUACGAUGUAGCCACAGCUGCCCUGGGGCGCACUGACAGAGGCGAAGCUGCCGAGCACUGGCGCCACCAGUCCCUCCGACCACCACCAGCAGGCAACGUGGGUGAAGUGUCUUGCCCAAGGACACAACGACAGCGACAGACUGAGCGGGGCUCGAACCUGCAACCUUCCGAUUAUGGGGCGAGCACUUAACUCCUGUGCCACCGUCGCCCCCGAUAGUAGAUAGUGGCUGUUUCACCUUCACAUUUAUAUGAUCACCUGUAAAGCAAAAAAUAUUCAGGAUUUUUUAUUGGAUCUAGCAUCAUUUUAUAACUGCAGUUUAAUGUAGAAUUAUUGUUAAAAUUUGAAGAUUUUAAGUAUUUGUUAUUUCCUGUUUGUUAGAUGUGUUCAAAACCAAAUGGUAAGAAAAGGAAAAAAAUAAAGGGCUGUUUAAAAAAGCAAAAGUGCGGGGCAGAGCAAAUAUGUUUUUACAGGUUUUUUCAAUGAGCCCUUAUGCAAUGUAUGUGGAGAUGACCCAGAAACCUAUUUCACUGCUGUAAAUAUGUUUCAUUGUGUUUGUCAAUGAACGUCACACACACUCGUACUGUUGUUGCUGUUAUCAGUGUUGUUCUGAAAACAGAGCGGUCCUGCAUCAAUUCUCCAACUUUCUGUUUUACUGCAGGGAAAGUUUAUUUGUUUCAUUAAAAAAAAAAAGAAAUGUCACAAUUCAUUAAAAAAAAUCAAAAAUCUGAGGACUGAUGAUACUGAAUUUACUGGUCAAUAAAAGCUUUUCUAUUUUUAA
Messenger RNA from Nothobranchius furzeri (turquoise killifish), 2922 nucleotides. It is a transcript of the gene cttnbp2nlb, whose product is annotated as CTTNBP2 N-terminal like b. NCBI's taxonomy places the organism in Eukaryota, Metazoa, Chordata, Actinopteri, Cyprinodontiformes, Nothobranchiidae. The record is from RefSeq and is a predicted model, not a curated record.